ACGCUGGCGGGUGGGGCGGGGGGAGUCCUAGGUAGCCCGCCCUUCCAAGGAGAAGCGUCUCUUCGUCUCUAUGGUCCGCUGCUAGGGAACGGGGAGGCGCGCGGUGCACGCUGGGAAGGCCGAGUUCUCCUUCGCCGCCGCCGCCACCUUGAUUUUCUCCCGUCCCGGGGUCUGCGGAGAUGAGGCCCGUCGUCCCGCUGGCAGCGCGCUGCUGCCGCCUCUCGAAGAGGUUUUAUUCUCUCAAAACUGCACCUAAAGCUGGAGGCUCCUCAGCAGCCGCCGAGAGAAGGAAAAUACAGCUGCACCCGCAGGACCUUGAGAUUGCAAAGCUGCCCAAUGGCCUAGUGAUUGCCUCGCUGGAAAACUAUUCCCCAACUUCAAGAAUCGGUGUGUUUAUCAAAGCAGGCAGCAGGUAUGAGACCACGGCCAAUUUGGGAACUGCUCAUCUGCUCCGCCUCGCAUCCAACCUGACUACAAAAGGAGCUUCUGCUUUCAAGAUCACUCGCGGCAUUGAAGCUGUUGGAGGGAGCCUAAGUGUGACUUCUACCAGAGAAAACGUGGUUUAUUCUGUUGAAUGUCUGCGUGACUAUAUCGAUACUGUAAUGGAGUAUUUAAUAAACGUCACUACGGCUCCAGAAUUCAGGCGCUGGGAAGUCGAAGAUCUUCAGCCACGUUUAAGUAUUGACAAGGCAAUUGCAUUUCUCAACCCUCAAGUUGCUCUUCUUGAGAAUUUGCAUGCAGCAGCUUAUCGGAAUGCCCUUUCCAAUUCCUUAUACUGCCCUGACUACAUGGUUGGGAACCUUACAUCAGAACAGCUGCACCAGUUUGUUCAGAACAACUUCACAAGUGCAAGAAUGGCUCUGGUGGGGUUAGGUGUCAGUCACUCAGACCUAAAACAAGUUGGGGAGCAGUUCCUAAAUAUCCGAAGCGGGUCUGGCUCGGCUGGUGAGAAGGCCAAGUAUCGUGGAGGUGAAGUCCGAGAACAAAAUGGCCACAGCCUGGUCCAUGCUGCUGUGGUAGCAGAAGGCGCUGCCAUGGGAAGUGCCGAAGCCAAUGCCCUGAGCAUCCUCCAGCAUGUCCUGGGAGCUGGUCCACUUAUUAAAAGAGGAAGCAGCGUUACCAGUAAGCUCAUCCAGGGUGCUGCGAAGGCCUCUCCCUUGCCUUUUGAUGCGGCUGCAUUUAAUGUCAAUUACGCUGAUUCUGGACUCUUUGGCAUUUAUACUGUAUCCCAGGCUUCAGCUGCUGGAGAGGUAAUCAAGGCUACUUUGAACCAAGUGAAGGCCGUUGCCCAGGGUGGGAUAACUGAGGAAGAAGUCAAGAGAGCCAAAAACCAGCUGAAGGCAACUUUCUUGAUGGCAGUUGAGUCUUCAGAGGGCUUACUCGACGAUCUUGGCUCUCAGGCACUGGCAUUGGGGCAAUACACAUCGCCAACUGCUGUGGUUGAAGAAAUAGAUUCUGUGGCUACUGCUGACAUUGUUAAUGCUGCGAAGAAGUUUGUCAGUGGAAAGAAGUCAAUGGCUGCCAGCGGGGACCUGGGAAAUACCCCUUUUGUGGAUGAGUUGUAGGAAGUAAAAUGUGGAGCUUGGCUUCAAACUGGACUCGGCUCUGAGGCUGUUGUGUUGGUGGCUACGCUCCUUCUGCCUGUUGUGGGUUCCUAAUGCUCUGGAUCUAGAGGUUAUCAUCUCGAUAGACAGACUGAAUAAAGUGCAGAGCUCCUACUCUUGCAGAACUUC
Messenger RNA from Hemicordylus capensis (graceful crag lizard), 1733 nucleotides. Its product is annotated as cytochrome b-c1 complex subunit 2, mitochondrial. The transcript is spliced from 14 exons. Gene Ontology annotation, molecular function: metal ion binding. NCBI's taxonomy places the organism in Eukaryota, Metazoa, Chordata, Lepidosauria, Squamata, Cordylidae. Gene Ontology annotation, cellular component: mitochondrion. Bases 180 to 1565 code for a protein of 461 amino acids. The record is from RefSeq and is a predicted model, not a curated record.